Messenger RNA from Cyclocybe aegerita, 1371 nucleotides. NCBI's taxonomy places the organism in Eukaryota, Fungi, Basidiomycota, Agaricomycetes, Agaricales, Hemipholiotaceae. The record is from the annotation of a GenBank genome assembly.
AUGACAGCUUUCGACCCGACGAAGCUUGCUGAUACCCAGUCGCACCCAGGAGAAUCGCCCGCUGGCAAUACCGCAGUAUCGUCGAACCCCAAAUCUCCAGAACAGAAAGCCGAACAGCCUGAAGGUCAGACGCCUUCGUGCCCUGGCUACUUCAAGGAGACAGUCUAUGCCGGCGGCGACGUCCUCGAGACCGUCGGUGUACCUUGCGACCACGAUAACGACCGCUGCAAGAGACUCCGCAACAAGCUCGCCGCUUCGGAAGCUGGUUUUGAAUCUAAAGGCGCUUCCCGUCCCUAUAUCGUCAAUAACGUCGAUUGCGGCAACACCACGAUCACGACGCUCUCCAACAUCGGCCAGGACAAUAGCAAAGUGUAUGUCCGCCUCCCUAAGGGACUGCCUCGCGAUCGCGAGAGAGAACCGACCCCAAAGCCAGGAAAGGACGCUGCCAACUCGAGGUGCGCUGAGGAACAGGACCAGUCGUCGACGGGUGAUGCCUCUUGCCCAGGAUACAACACUCGGGUCAUCUCUAAACGCGACAGCACUUGCGAGACUCUGGUUAGCCCUUGCAAGCACGACAACAAGCGCUGUGAGAAGCUUCGGCGAGACAAGUUUGGGGAACGCAAGCGCGACGACAGCACCAACUUGAAGAAGCCUUCUCAGCGGCCAUCUCAGAGGUCUUCUCCCGAUUCUGAGGAAGCCAGACGCGGCACUGCUGGACCUGGAGGGCAUAAUUUCAGUUACGGAUAUGGCUACGCUCCUGCACCACCUUACGCACCAGGAUGGACCUCCUCCUACGCUCCUUAUCCUUACGGGGCCUACACCGCUGCAGGCGCAUACGCAUACGCGGGAUACGGAGGGUUUGCCAAUGCCACUACGGUGACGAGCAUCGGCAGCAACAACGUCUAUAAUCAUGUCAUCAGCAACGUCGGGAACAUCAACACCGUCGAACGAGAAGGCGGCUACUCUGCGAAGGACCUAGCUUCAGCCGACGAAGGGCGCCGCAUAAGGGACGAAGGGAAACGUAUAAGAAAAGAGGCGAAGCGCUUGAGAGAGCAGGCCAGGAACGUGCAUGAGGGUGAGCGGAUGCCAUACUACCCUCCUGCGCCUGGCUGGGGCGCGUAUCCAGCAUACGGGAUACCGUCGGCGUAUAGUGCGCCUUCGUCUCCGUUCCCGCCGCCCCCAUCUCCGUAUUUCAACGAGCCAGGCCCGAGCCAGUGGUACGGAGCUAGCCCUGGAGGCAGCGGAUUCGCUGGCGAUUCUGCUAACGUGAACUUGGGAGGUCCUAGCUCGGGCUCGAGUCGUGCUGGAGGCUUCGCACACCUCGAAGGAAAUAUCAACGGAAAAUAUGUGAAUAGGUUUGAGGAGCUUUGA